Westerdykella ornata is the source of this 843-nucleotide messenger RNA. RefSeq names its product class I glutamine amidotransferase-like protein. The coding region runs from base 1 to 843 and encodes 280 amino acids. The record is from RefSeq and is a predicted model, not a curated record. The transcript is spliced from 4 exons. NCBI's taxonomy places the organism in Eukaryota, Fungi, Ascomycota, Dothideomycetes, Pleosporales, Sporormiaceae.
AUGCGCUUUAGCAAGAUUUUGGCACCACUAAUGGCCCUACCAUCGGUGCUCGCUCUACCGGAAGCUCCCAAGAAUGUCACAUCGGUCGGCAAACCGCUCCACUAUGCCAUGAUGGUCUUCCCCGGCUUCCAAGCCCUUGACGUCUAUGGCCCUCUCGACGUCAUUGGCUCGCAGGUCCUCAUGCUUAACCAACCCCUCCAUCUCUCUAUUCUCAGCCGGACGCUGGCACCCGUGACAACAGUGCCCCAGAAGUCACCCACGAUGAACAUGACGCAUGGGAACUUCGGGACGCAGAUUAUGCCGACGACGACCUUCAAGAAGGUCUUGGCUGGCAAAAAGGACAAGGAAAAGGGUGAUAUUGACGUUCUGCUUGUUCCCGGGGGCGCGGCAACGAGGGGGGAUAUGACGGAGGAGAUUGAAUUCGUGAAGACCAUGUAUCCCAAGGUCAAAUAUGUCCUCAGCAUCUGCACUGGCGCUACAAUUCUCGCACGUGCUGGCAUACUAGACGGGCGCAACGCUACAACCAACAAGCGCGCCUGGGCCUGGGCAACAUCUACUGGCCCACGCGUGAACUGGAUCCCCACCGCCCGCUGGGUCGACGCUGGCAACAUCUGGACUUCCUCUGGUGUCUCCGCCGGCAUCGAUCUCACCUUCGCCUUCGUCGAGCACCUGUACGGCAAAGAGGUGGCGGACUAUACGUCCAUCAACCUCGAGUAUCCGAGGUGGCCCGGAGGACCUAGCAAUGAUCCUUUCGCCGCGGUGUGGGAGUUGGAGAAGGUUGGGGUUGCAACCGCGACGGUGACCGGACGCCUUGUCGAAUGUAGUCUGUCUCUGGGGCUUUGA